Messenger RNA from Manis pentadactyla (Chinese pangolin), 987 nucleotides. RefSeq names its product arrestin 3 (gene ARR3). Lineage: Eukaryota; Metazoa; Chordata; Mammalia; Pholidota; Manidae. Gene Ontology annotation, biological process: visual perception; signal transduction; G protein-coupled receptor internalization. The record is from RefSeq and is a predicted model, not a curated record. Gene Ontology annotation, molecular function: G protein-coupled receptor binding.
AUGUCCUCUGUUGUUUUUGUCAUGUUGACAUGUGCCUUUUGCUAUGGCCAUGAUGACUUUGAUGUGAUUGGUCUGACGUUCUGCAAAGAUCUGUAUGUACAAGUCCAACUGGGUCCAGCUGAGCCCACCAGCCCCCAAGGGCUCCUCACAGUCCUAUAGGAGUGAGUGCUGCACAAGUUGGGGGACAUUGUCUACCCCUUUACUUUGCAGAUGGCUGUCAACUUGCCCUGUUCAAUGACACUGCAGCCAGGUCCUGGAGAUAUAGAAAAGGCCUGUGGGAUUGACUUUGAAUUAAAGAGUGUCUGUGCUGAAAACCUGGAGGAGAAAAUCCCCAAGAGAGAUUCUGUGUGGCCAGUGGUUUGGAAAAUACAAUUUGCACCCCUGGAGCCAGGCCCUGGCCCCUGGACCCAGACCAUUCACUACUUCCUUCUGUCAGCUAAGCCUCUACAACUCCAGGCCUGGAUAGACAAAGAGGUUCACUACCAUGGCAAACCCAUCUCUGUCAUCAGUGCUAUCAACAACUGAACCAACAAGGUUAUCAAAAAAAUAAAAUGUUCAGAUGGCCAGAUCACAAAUGUUGUCCUGUAUUCACUAGACAAGUACACCAAGACCAUGUUAGUUCAGGAGUUCACAUGAACUAUAGCUGCUAACUCCAAUUUCUCCAAGAGCCUUACAAUAACCCCACUCCUGGCUGCCAACUGCCAGAAACAGAGCCUGGCAGUGGGUGGCAAACUCAAGUAUUGUGCUACCAGUCUGGCCUCCAGCACAAUAUAAGUUCAAAUUCUUCAACCUGGAAUGAACAAGGAGAUCCUGGGGAUUCUGGUGGCCUACAAAGUCAAAGUCACCCUGAUGGUGAUGCCAGGAGGCAUCUUAGGUGACCUGGCUGCCAGUGAUGUUGGCGUGCUGCUGCCCCUGAUACUGACGCACCCAAGCCAUCACAAGGGAAGCCAUGAGGCUGCAAGCUCAGAGGACAUAGUCAUCGAAUGA